Colletotrichum higginsianum IMI 349063 is the source of this 1218-nucleotide messenger RNA. Its product is annotated as Malic acid transport. Gene Ontology annotation, cellular component: plasma membrane. Bases 1 to 1218 code for a protein of 405 amino acids. Lineage: Eukaryota; Fungi; Ascomycota; Sordariomycetes; Glomerellales; Glomerellaceae. Gene Ontology annotation, biological process: sulfite transmembrane transport; transmembrane transport. The record is from RefSeq and is a predicted model, not a curated record. Gene Ontology annotation, molecular function: sulfite transmembrane transporter activity. The transcript has 2 exons.
AUGGCGGUCCCUGAACCCAAGCCCGGAGGAGGGGAGGGCCUACUAACACCGUCGCCGCCGCCGCCGCCAACGACGACGACGACGACCGGCGCGUCCGACCGCCCCGUCAGGCCCCACCGCCCCGUCCGGGACGCCGUCCGCGGCUUCUCGACGCAGUGGUUCCUCGUCCCCCAAGGGACCGCCGUCCUCGCCACCAUCCUCCACCAGCUCGACUACCGCUUCCGGGGGCUCACCGUCAUCUCCUACCUCUUCUGGGUCGCCGCCGCGGCCCUGCUGCUGUCCACGCUCGCCAUCUACGCCGCCCGGCUGGCCCUCUUCCCGCGCCACGUCCUGCGCACGCUCAGGCGCGACGAGGUGGAGCUCGCAGGCCUCUCGAGCGUCUCCAUCGCCUUCACCUCCGUCGUCCAGAUGGCCUCGCUCACCCUCGUCUCGGCCUGGGGCGCGCCCUGGGGCGAGGUCGUCUACGUCCUCUGGUGGGCCGCCUUCGCCCUCGCCGCCCUCGUCGCCCUCGUCCUCCCCUUCCUCUUCGUCAAGGUCUACCCCUCCGGCGUGCCGCACAUCUCCCCCGCCACCCAGCUGCCCGUCAUCGCCGCCCUCACCGCCGCCGCCGCCGGCGGCACCAUCUGCGCCUCGGCCGCCUUGACCAGCGCCCAGCAGGUGCCCGUCAUCGUCGUCUCCUACCUCCUCAUCGGCGCCGGCCUGCCGCUGGCCUUCGCCCUCGACGUGCUCUUCUGGGCCCGCCUGCUCGGCAACGACCAGCCCCCGAGGCAGAAGGCCUUCCAGGACAUGAUCCUCUGCGGGCCCUGGGGCCAGUCCUCCUUCGCCCUCCAGACGCUCGGCCGGGCCGUCCUCGGAGGCAGCUUCGCGGGGUACGCCGGCGGCAUCUUCCUCGCCGCCGACGCCGCCGGGCCCGUAGGUUACACGAGCAUCUUCGCCGGCCUCACCGCGUGGGGGCUCGCCACGUUCUGGUGGUUCUUCGCCAUCAUGGGCGUGUUCCACGCCUUUCUCGACGGGAGUGUGCCCAAGAAGAUCCCCUACACCUUGGCCGGCUGGGCCCUGGUAUUCCCCUGGGGCGUUUAUACGAACGCUGCCGUCCAGCUGGGAAAACUCCUCGACUCGGAGGCAUUCAAGGUUUGGUCCACCUGCCUCGCAAUCAUGCUUGUUGCCAUAUGGCUUGUGAAUGUCGCCUUCACAAUUAGGAUGCUAGCCAGGAGGUAG